AUGCCAAAACGCAAGCGCUCGUCCCCGGCCCCCGCCCAAUCGCGCGCCACAGACCCCCUUACCCGUCAAAAGAACCUCUGCACCGCACGCCUCACCGCCGCGCAAAAACCUCUCAUCGCCGCCCUCCGCCUCGGCGCGGGCUUCGAGCGCCAAAAGCACAGUCGGCGUAAGAAAACAGCUGUUGCCAAAAAGGACACCAAAGCGCUCGAGCGCCUCGAAGCCGAAUAUGCGACGCUCAAGGGCUUGGACAUGGAGAAGCUUGCGGACCAGCAUUUGCGGCGGACAGUGAGCAAGGUGAAGAGUUUGAGGGAGGCGGAGGCGCUGAAGGAGUAUGUCGAGGGCUUGGAGAAGGGAGGGGAGGUUACUACAGAACUGUUGAAUGUGAGGGCGAGAUUGUACAAGGUGGACGCGGUUAGAAAGGUGAUUGAUGAGGUUGUGGGCGAUCUAAAGGGUAUUUUGGGGGUAGGUGGGGGUGCUACCAAGGAAGUCUCGACGAAGGAUGAUGGCAAGGAGAAGAAGCAAUUGAAAGCUGUGGACAAGGAAGAUGUAGAUAUGUUGCAUGGUAGCGCUGAGGAGGGUGAUCCGUACGACAUCUUCAGCGCAAGGAUAGCAGCGCCUUCAUCUGGCGAGGAAGACAGCGAGGCUUCUGUAACAGAUGACGAACGACCACCGAGCAUAGGCGAAAGCGACAGCGAACACGACGAAGACGACGACCUUGAAGCUGGGUCCGCAGGCUCAGAAUCUGAAGCUGGCGCCGACUCCUUCGAGGCCUUUGAUGACGUCAAUGACGACGACGACGACGAUAACGAAACUGCCCAUGCAAAAGCCAGCACACACAUCACCAGCCUCUCCCGCUCCAUAGCCCCACCCUCCUACAUGAGCGACUCCGAAUCCGACUCCGACACUUCCACCCUCGCACCCAAGAAAAAAUCCAAACUCGACCUCCAACCCCCAACAAGCUCCACCUUCCUCCCAGGCCUCAGCCACGCCGCCUACCUCUCCGGCUCCGAGUCCGACGCCUCCGACCUCGACGUCGACAUCGCACCGCGCAAAAACCGCCGUGGCCAACGCGCACGCCAAAAGAUUGCAGAGGCGAAAUUCGGCGCUGCGGCCAAGCAUUUGGAAAAGCAGCGGCGCAAUGAGGGCUGGGAUGCUAAGCGUGGUGCGGUGGGUGAGGAGAAGCGCGGAGGUGCGCGUGGGCGCAGCGACAAUGUGGCUCGGGGUCGGGGACCGCAGCAGAGCGGGACGAAUGCAGAGCCGUUGGGUGACAGACGGGGUACUGGUGCUGGUGCGCCAUUGAAAAAGGACAGAGAUGACAAGGGGGUAUUACACCCCAGUUGGCAAGCAGCCAAGCAAGCCAAAGAAAGCAAGAAGUUGAAGAUUGAAAUUGGGGGGAUGAAGACGGCUAAGAAGGUGGUUUUUGAUUAG
Molecule: messenger RNA, 1428 nt
Organism: Plenodomus lingam JN3
Lineage: Eukaryota; Fungi; Ascomycota; Dothideomycetes; Pleosporales; Leptosphaeriaceae
Biological process (GO): maturation of SSU-rRNA
Cellular component (GO): 90S preribosome; nucleus
Source: RefSeq, a predicted model, not a curated record